AAGCUCGGCGUUCGAUUGUUGAGCUUGCAGCUUAUCAACCACAGCCAUGGACUCUCUCAAACCAGUUUCCCUUUCUCUAUUCUUACUUUCCUUCGUCAGUGCAGUCAAUAUGGUCUUCGCAGGUGAUCCUGAUAUCCUUUCAGAUUUCGUCGCACCAACUAACACUAUUGUUGAUGGAAAGUUCUUCACCUACACAGGAAUGCGUGGGGUUCUUGCCAAAUUUCCUCAAAACUUCACUUUAACAAAAGCUACCAUGAAUGAGUUCCCAGCUCUUAAUGGGCAGAGUGUCUCAUAUGCUGUGCUUCAAUACCCUGCAGGUAGUCUCAACCCUCCCCAUACCCACCCUCGAGCUGCCGAGCUCUUGUUCCUUGUGUAUGGUAGCUUGGAUGUUGGAUUUGUUGACACCAAGAAUGUGCUUUACACCCAAAAACUCCAAGUUGGAGAUAUGUUCAUUUUCCCAAAGGGUCUGGUACACCACCAGUCCAACCCAACCAAAGAACCAGCUGUGGCGAUUUCUUCUUUUGGUAGUGCAAAUGCCGGAACAGUUUCUGUGCCUUCGGCUGUCUUUUCAACAGGAAUUGACGAUGGAAUUCUUGCCAAAGCAUUCAAGACCGAUGUGUAUACCAUUCAAAAGAUCAAGUCCGGCUUUGGCAAGCCCUGAACUAAGCCUAGAUAGCUCAAAAAAGGCCUGCACUUUUGUAUUCCAAGCAAUCAAUAAUUAUUCUCUUGGCUCAGGAAGUCGACUAAUGCUUGUUCGUUCAUCACAGUCAUGAAUUUUCAAUAAGGAGUGGUGAUCAUUUUACACUCGUUGCUGUACUUGAAUGCCUUUGGAUUUUUUUCACCAUCUUUUUGAAAGUAAAAAAUAAAUA
Populus euphratica (Euphrates poplar) is the source of this 869-nucleotide messenger RNA. RefSeq names its product germin-like protein 9-3. Lineage: Eukaryota; Viridiplantae; Streptophyta; Magnoliopsida; Malpighiales; Salicaceae. The transcript has a single exon. The record is from RefSeq and is a predicted model, not a curated record. Bases 47 to 661 code for a protein of 204 amino acids. Gene Ontology annotation, molecular function: manganese ion binding.